UUUUCUAUAUCAGGAUUCAGCCUUUCCUCCUCGGUGCCGCUAUAUCGAGCUGUAUCCAUCCACCAUCGUAUCUUGUGGAGAAGAAUUCCUGCCCCGAAAUAUGCAACGAGGAAACAAUGGCGCCAGAAGGGCUCGAGGCCAAGCAUCGCCGCUUAAUCGUGGCAGAGGAGGUCGUGGCAGAGGAGGUCGUGGCCGCGGUCAUGGCAGAGGCGAAUUUCAUCCUGCAGCAGAAACAGAUUUUGUUGUACAGAUGUAUGGCGAGAACACUAUACCAGCGGGUUAUCAUACGCCUCGAGGACAAGCACGGAGAGGCAUAGGGUCACCUCCUGCAAACUACGAUUCUUACUUUGCGCCUUCAUCAGGGUACUCUUCUCCCAGAGGGAGGGGGGGACGAGGCCGUGGCAAGAAAAAUCGUGGAGGCAGUGACGGGCCGUUGUCCAAACUACUGUAUGAAGAUAGGCCAUACCUGAGGCCAAUUAAAUUUGUUCCUUCUGUGAAUGCCCGCGUUCUAUUCCAGGAGCAAGAGGAAAUACUCAAACCAAUUGUCGAAGAUGUCGGUGAUGAGGAGAAAAGCCAUGUCCCAACAGCGGAGCGUGUCGCACGUAUUUUCAGUGGCGUAUCCAAGCCGCCUGCAUGUAUAGAUGACUCGGGUGGUGAUGAAGAUGAAGGUCUGGAGGAGAUAGAUUUUAACGAUCUAGCCGCUUUCCAGCAAAAAGUUGACAUGGAAGCUGGAUCGACAACCCAACUUAACCGCACGGAACAGGUCGAUGGUGAAGAGAAAUUUACUGGCGUUUUCUUUGACACGGCAACAUUGAAGGAAGUCGCCACUUCCAUCACUGAACUCUCAGCCUCUCAGGACGACGUGACGAAAGAUAAUACCGCUGAAUCUGCACCCCCGAGUGACAGCGCACCUGUCAGCGUGACCAGCUCAAUUGCUGUUCACAUAGCAACAGAGACUGUGGUCAUAGAGGAGGCAUCCUUGCCCACAGAAGAAUUGAGCUCAGAAAGUCGGCCAGCGUCAGCGGGAUCGGCAAGUAUCCCAACUAAGGUGCGGUCGUGUUCUACUCCAAUGGAUGAAGAUAUCAUUUUCCUCUCUACUGCCUUAACGGAAAAGGCGACCGCGUCACCCCCGAUACAGAUGUCGGACGAUAGGGAACCCGCAAAAGAGCAAGAUGAGCUAUCAUUAUUUUUUGUCGAUACUACACCGGCACCUAUUGUGGCAUCAACCUCCACCUCUUUACAUAUCCCUCUAAGUGCUGCACCCGAGGAGAAAGACGACGACGAUGAGAUUGUGUACGAAGCGCCUCUCCCUCGUUCAGGAGUAGCCACACCUGUCUCGUCCAAGCCACCCACCUCUACUUUUCCUCCAUUGUCGUUCUCGUACCUGCCCUCCCCCCAGAAGCUCGCGAGACGUCCCCAUCCUGCUCACAGUAAAACGAAGAGCCAGCUAAGGGAACGCCGGCAAGCAGCGUGGGUGCGCAAACGCAGGGGAAGCGGGUCUCUUGUAGCUCUUGGUGCUAAUGUGGCUGAGGCCCAGCCGUAUGGAGGUAAAGAUCCAAGGCAAGAUGAAAGGCGAAGGGGAGAUUCUGACGUCGAUUGGGGAGAUGAUACUGACGACGAAAUAGACAAAGUUGUGAUCGGUGUCGAUGGAAUGGACCUUGACCCAGAGCUAGAGUUGGAUGUAGAGGCAAUGAAGCGGUUCGCAAGCGGGCUGGAUGGAAACUUUAAGACGAUGGAUGAUAUUGAUGACGAGGAAAGAAUGAAGAAGGAAGACGAAGAAGAUGAGGAUGAUGAAAGCGAAGAUGACGACGAUGAAGAUGAAGACAGUGUCCGCCGGGCUAUUGAGGGAGAGGAAACUAUGAUGCUGGGGGAUAGUGACGCCGAAGACGAGGAUCUUAGCCCUGACUCCAGUUUCCAGAAGCGAUUGCAAUGGCUGCGUGAAGGUUUUAGAAGUGGAAAGACUGAGAAUAAUCGUCAGGUCGACGGGGAUGACGGUUCAAGCGACGGUGAGGAUAAAACGUGGGCGGAAAAGGAUGACGAUUUCAUCGCGCAUAUAAACGACAAACUCGACGAGAAUGAGUCAACUCUCACGGGAAGAGACCGUCAGAAGAAGAAGCAAGUCUUUAACGCCAUCCACAACGGUAGCUUUGACGAUCUUGGGUGGAUGCCAGCUAAACGGAAAAGAGAUAAAUGUAGAGACCUUCCGCCAGAGCUCCGGGACCAGUGGGAAAAGGAUCGGCAAAAGAAAGCCGAGUAUAAACGUGAACGGGAACAAGCGCGCCUUAUCCAGGCUGCAGACCCCGUGGCCGCUAAGAAAGGCGGAAAGAAGGGUCGAAAAGCCAUGCUAGCGGCUGCGAGAUUGGAUCCUACCAUCAUUGCUAUUCCUAAUCGCAUAAUCGACAUGACGACUCUCGUGCAGCAGAUACGACAAUUUAUCGCGAACAUAGACGGUCCUCAGUCAAUGAGUCUACCACCAACGAAUAAAGGGACCAGAAAGAACGUUCAUAAAUUGGCACUGGCUUUCAAUUUGAAGAGCUUCAGUAAAGGAAAAGGGGACGCGAGGUAUACGACAAUGACAAAGACGACCAAAACGGGUGUCUGCGUCGAUGAAGCCGAGAUUGCGAGGAUAACAAGGAGGGGAGGUGAUUUCGGGGACGAGGAGUUUGUCAACAAGAAAGGGAAAGGAAAAGGGAAAUUAGUGCCAAAGCAUAAGGACGGAGACGAGGUCGGCAAGGAAGCACCAAGGAUAGGAGAGUCGAACAUCGGGUUUAGGAUGCUGGCUUCGAUGGGUUGGUCUGAGGGUGAUCAUAUUGGUAUUUCUGGUGGCUUGAAGGAUCCAGUGACGGCUGUAAUAAAAACCACCAAGCUGGGAUUGGGUGCAAGAAAAUGAGGAGAAGACGACUCGAUUUAUCAUUCGAAGGCAGUAUUUUGUGUAGAUGAUCCGGUAAUUAGACCGGUGACCUAUUUCAUGACUUGCCCUCAAAUAUUUCGAGCAAAUCAAGAGCAAUGGCUCUUCGACCUCUGAUUGCUAUCUGCGGUACCACCGGUGUCGGUAAAUCCAAGCUUGCUAUUGAAAUAGCGCAGCAUAUUGCCAAGCAAGAGGCAUGGGAGGGUGCCGAAAUCAUAAAU
This is a messenger RNA of Guyanagaster necrorhizus, 3129 nucleotides long. RefSeq lists its product as uncharacterized. The transcript has 6 exons. Gene Ontology annotation, molecular function: nucleic acid binding. The coding region runs from base 101 to 2890 and encodes 929 amino acids. NCBI's taxonomy places the organism in Eukaryota, Fungi, Basidiomycota, Agaricomycetes, Agaricales, Physalacriaceae. The record is from RefSeq and is a predicted model, not a curated record.